GGGAAAGUCCCAUGAAAAGCUCGCCAUGAAAUAUUGAAAAAUGUAAAUUUAUAUUUUUUGUCGUUUGAUAACGCGUCCAGUCAGUGAAGCAGUCAUGGAGCCUGAAAUAUUAAAAUACCGACUAAAAAAGAACUAUAACUCUAUUUUAAAGGACUUAGAGCCACGGAAAUUGCUUGGUUAUCUAUAUCAGGAGGGAAUUUUUGACGAAGAUGACAUGGACGAAGUACGAGACGAGCGAACGAGAAAGAAACAGGCAGAGGCCUUGUUGUCCAUGUUGGGUCGAAGACCUGUACAAGCAUAUGAAAUAUUGGUGAACGGUUUGAUUGAAACACAGCCUCAUCUAGCGAAACUUUUACAGACUCCUAUUCCAGGAGAAACAAGAGGAAAUGUACCUGAAAAUAAUCAUUUACGUCAUUAUGAGGACAUAAUGGAGAUGAUGCAAAGACUACAUUGUAAUCCAACAGAAAAUGAUAUAAAUACCCCUGCUCCAACCACUGGUUCUAUCUCAGGAUCAUUUGAUGGAAGGAUGGAUUCAAGCGCUUAUUGCCAAGCAACACUGUCACAGAAUUGUACAAAUUUUGUCRAACCGACGAAAAUGGAAUUGAUAUCACCGCUCUAUAGGCCACUUAAAUUGGAAUCUGUUUAUAGGAUGACCAGCAGCCCCAAAGGUCUUGCAGUGAUCAUCAACAUCGAUAGUUUUGAUACAGAUCUACAAUCUAAUGAAGAACUAGUAAGAAGAGAUGGCUCAAAAGUAGACGAGAACUCACUGAUUGACUUGUUUACUGCCUUAGAUUUCAAGACACAAUCUCUAGUUGAUUUGGGUAAAGAUGAACUCUUGAAAGCUUUGGAAAAGAUUUCAAGAUCUGAUUUCGGGAGCUAUGAUUGCUUCAUACUUUGUAUAAUGAGCCAUGGCAAGGACGAAUAUUUUUACACCAGAGAUGGCAAAAAGAUAACAAUAAAGACUGUGGUUCAAAAGUUUAAYAAUGUCCACUGCAAGACACUAUCUGGCAAGCCCAAGUUAUACUUCAUUCAGGCUUGUAGAGGAAAGCUUUCAGACACUGGAACUAUAGUAAGGGAUGGGCCAAGUAGUAACCCAACGGAACAUGAAGAACCGCAAAAACCACCAGAAAAUCCACCCAAGGGUCCAAGUACUAGUGAGCAUGCAGACCAGCUUAUGGCAUUCUCCAGCGUUGAAGGAUAUUCCUCUUAUCGUAAUACAACCACUGGAAGCCGGUUCAUCAGAAGCCUGGUAGAGGUGUUCAGAAAUUUUGCUCGUGUUGAAGAUGUUGAAAGUAUGAUGACAAGAGUUAUCAAUAAAGUGAAUUCUCAGGGAGGUCUUGGAUCAAAACAGGURCCAAAACCUGAAACAACUUUGACAAAAAAGGUUUUCUUCUGGCCAGGAAUGAACUUUGACUAAUAUCAUUGUAACUGAUUAAACUGCAUGCUAGUUCA
Actinia tenebrosa (Australian red waratah sea anemone) is the source of this 1452-nucleotide messenger RNA. RefSeq lists its product as uncharacterized. Gene Ontology annotation, molecular function: cysteine-type endopeptidase activity. Lineage: Eukaryota; Metazoa; Cnidaria; Anthozoa; Actiniaria; Actiniidae. Gene Ontology annotation, biological process: regulation of apoptotic process; proteolysis. The record is from RefSeq and is a predicted model, not a curated record.